Molecule: messenger RNA, 7645 nt
Organism: Cheilinus undulatus (humphead wrasse)
Lineage: Eukaryota; Metazoa; Chordata; Actinopteri; Labriformes; Labridae
Gene: pld1b
Product: phospholipase D1b
Exons: 26
Coding region: 160-3276 (1038 amino acids)
Biological process (GO): cell motility; intracellular signal transduction; phosphatidic acid biosynthetic process
Molecular function (GO): phosphatidylinositol binding; D-type glycerophospholipase activity
Source: RefSeq, a predicted model, not a curated record
GUCGUUUUAAAGAGCCGGUCUGUCUUCACUCAGUUUGAUUCAUAAAGAGAGGGUUUAAGGAAGAGAGGACAUGCUGGUGGUGAUGGUGAGGAUGAUGAUGGGCUUCCCUCUGCCUCCACAGGCUCAGGUGAGCCUGGGGCUCCAGUCUGAGUGCUAAUCAUGCUGCGGCAGUCCGACCCCAACUCCAGCACCCUGCAGCUGGUAGCUAAUGAUAUGACAGGUAUUAUGGAGAAACUGGACACUCGAGAGCUUGACCUGGGAGACGGAGAGUACGACACGACCGACAUCAGCGCUCCAGCAGCGGAUCAUUUACCCUUCACAGCGAUCUACAACACGGUGGGUUUUAAGGAGUCUGAGGCCAGAGUGUUUCUGUCCUCGCCAAUCACGGCGAAGAUCCUGGAGGUGGAACGCCACACCUCAGCUCAGGACCGCUUCUACGUCACCACGCAGAGGAGCAUCAGCAAGUCAAUGCCGGCGGUGUUUAAGAUCGAGUUGAAGCACGGUGAGUUCACGUGGCUGGUGAAGAGGAGGGAGAAACACUUCAUCGAUCUGCACAGAGAGCUGAGGACAUACAAGACAUUCAUGAGGCUGCCGCUGCCCACACGCAGUCACACGAUAAAGAGGGAGGCAGCCGCAGAGGGGGUGAGGCAGAUGCCCAACCUCCCCCGAGGAGGAGGAGAUGAUCUGGGCAGAGAGGAGCAGGUUUCCAGUAGAAGGAAACAACUUGAAGAUUACUUGAAUAAACUCCUGAAUAUGCCGAUGUACAGAAACUACCAUGCAACGACGGAGUUCAUCGAUGUCAGCCAGCUCUCCUUCAUCCAUGAUCUGGGACCCAAAGGCUUAGAAGGGAUGGUGCUGAAGAGAUCCGGGGGCCAUCGUAUUCCCGGGAUGAACUGCUGUGGUCACAGUAAAAUGUGCUACCGCUGGUCCAAACGCUGGCUGGUGGUGAAGGACUCGUUUCUGCUCUACAUGAAGCCAGACUCUGGUGCUAUCUCCUUUGUGAUGCUGGUUGACAAAGAGUUCAGCAUCAAGAUGGACUCCAAGGAAACUGAGACCAAACACGGCGUUCGAAUCGACAGUCUGUCCAGGUCACUGGUGCUAAAGUGCAGCAGCUACAGACACGCCCGCUGGUGGGGUCAGGCAAUCGAAGACUUCGUCCGGAAGCACGGCUCGGCCUUCCUCACCGACCAUCGCUUUGGAUCCUUUGCCAGAGAGGAAGUCAACAUCCCUGCCAAAUGGUAUGUGAACGGGAAGACGUACAUGGAGGAUGUUGCGGAUGCUCUUGAAGAAGCCAAAGAGGAAAUCUUCAUCACAGACUGGUGGUUAAGUCCAGAAAUCUUCCUGAAGCGGCCGGUCGUUGAAGGCAACCGCUGGCGUCUGGACUGCAUCCUGAAACGCAAAGCACAACAAGGAGUCCAUAUCUUCGUGAUGCUGUAUAAGGAGGUGGAGUUAGCUCUGGGCAUCAACUCUGGAUACAGCAAACGAACUCUGCUGCACCUCCACCCCAACAUCAAGGUGAUGCGUCACCCGGACCACGUCUCCUCUGCCGUCUACCUGUGGGCACAUCAUGAGAAGAUCAUUGUUAUCGACCAAUCAGUGGCCUUCGUUGGUGGGAUUGAUCUGGCGUACGGUCGUUGGGAUGACAGAGAACAUCGACUGACAGAUGUUGGGAGCGUCACACGCUCACACUUGGAAAACGCUGAAGCUGCCUCUUCCAACAUGGCCGCUCCCGCCAACGGCAGCAGCAGUGCUCCUCAGACCAACGGGAAGGGCGUAUUCACGGUGACAGACUCAGUGGACCAGCCCAAACUGAAGAGUCAGGGGAGGAUGAAGAGGACUAGGUUCAGCAUCAGGAGACACCUGCAGAAACACGGGUUCGCCAGUGCUGACAGCGACAGUGACCUGGAGGAAGAAGCCAGAAGUGGCUCAGUACGCAGUCUUCAUACAGGGGUGGGAGAGUUGUUUGGAAACACACGCUUCUGGCACGGGAAAGACUACUGCAACUUUGUGCACAAGGACUGGAUCCAACUGGACAAACCGUUCGAUGAUUUCAUUGACAGACACACAACUCCCAGAAUGCCAUGGCACGACAUCGCCUCAGUGGUUCAUGGGAAAGCAGCUCGAGACGUGGCCAGACACUUUAUUCAACGGUGGAACUUUACCAAGCUGGUGAAGCCAAAGUACCGCUCUCUGUCGUACCCAUGUCUGCUGCCCAAGUCUCACACCACGGCCGGAGAGCAGAGAUACCAAGUCCCCAACUGCAUCCCUGCCAAAGUCCAGAUCCUUCGCUCAGCCUCUGAUUGGUCAGCUGGUAUCAAAUACCACGAGGAGUCCAUCCACAACGCCUACGUCCACACCAUCGAGAACAGCCAACACUUCGUCUACAUAGAGAAUCAGUUCUUCAUCAGCUGUGCCGACAACAGACACGUUUUCAACAAGAUAGGAGAUGCCAUCGCAGAGAGAAUCAUUAAAGCAUACAGGGAGGGUAAAAAGUACCGAGUAUACGUGGUGACGCCUCUGCUGCCUGGCUUCGAAGGAGACAUCAACACUGGAGGGGGCAGCGCCAUCCAGGCCGUCAUGCACUUCAACUACAGGACGAUGAACAGAGGAGAUCACUCCAUCAUCUCACAGCUCAAGAGAGAGAUGGGAGACCAGUGGAUGAACUACAUCUCCAUUGCUGGUCUGAGGACUCACGCUGAUCUGGAGGGGAAGCUGGUCACCGAGCUCAUCUACGUCCACAGCAAGAUGCUGAUCGCAGACGAUAACACCGUCAUCAUCGGGUCUGCGAACAUCAACGACAGGAGCAUGCUGGGAAAGAGGGACAGCGAGGUGGCGGUGAUAGUGGAGGACUCAGAGACGGUGCCAUCAGUGAUGGACGGUCAGGUCUACCAGGCAGGGAAAUAUGCCCUGCAGCUCCGCCUCGAGUGCUUCAAGACAAUUCUCGGCGCUCACACUGAUACCUCCAUUGACGUCACUGAUCCAAUCAGCGAUCAUUUCUACAAGGAGGUGUGGAUGGCCACCUGCGCUCGCAACGCCACCAUUUACCAGAAGGUUUUCCGUUGUUUGCCGUCCAGCGAUGUCCGUAACAUCUUCGAGCUGGAGGGAUACCUCACCAAGCCGGGCCUGGACAAGGAGGACCCAAACAAAGCUCAGGAGGAGCUGAAGAAGAUCCGCGGAUUCCUGGUCCAGUUUCCUCUUCAGUUCCUGAGUGAGCAGAAUCUGCUUCCUCCCAUUGGCUCCAAGGAGGCCAUGGUGCCCAUGGAGGUUUGGACCUGAGUGAGACAGACUCACCUGUGCAUUCGUGUGUUCAGGCACAGUAUUCUGAAGGUGACAGAUCCAGUAUGUCCACAAUGGAGCCAUGUUAGAAGUCUUAGUGGUUUAAAACGGCUGCUAAAUGUUUUCAAAAACACAACUUAGAGGGAAAUCUGCUGUAGUUUUACAAAUUAAGGUCUUCUAUUGACCAAAAGUACCAACAACAGGAUCUAGGGAUAUUGUCUUUGACUUGAAGUCACAUGUUUGCAGGUAUAACCAUUGCUUUGAUGUGAAUACAGUCUCUCAAAGUCGUUUUUCUGCAAGGAUUCCCUACCUUUAGUGGAUUUUAUUCUCUUUAAGUCACUGUUAUUUUUCACUAGCUGUAGAUAAAGGGUGUAGGCUGUAGAUAUCACAAAAUUUAUCAGAUUAUACGCACAUUUUCUUUGUUGUAUGACCAGUAAGGGCAAUGCCCAUAGGUUUUUUUUCAGUGGUUAGUCUGUUCAGACACAAUCAAGGAAAAUAGGUGGCACUGUCUUGUUGCUUUCAGAUCAGGAAGGUUGGACUUCAUCAGUAGCAGUAAAAUAAGCAUAUUGACACACAUAGUUUUGGAUGAUUUGGAUGAAUAAUCAGUUGUGAAAAGACUCUAAUCUGCUUAAAACUAAAUCAUCUAGUUUCCAGCCAGUCUUAUGAAUGAAUAUGACAAAAUUUAACUUUUCUGCACAAAGGGCUCAAUACUCAAAUGUUUAAAGAGGAUGUGUCCUCUUUCUACAAAAAUAGAAAUACAUUUUUGCAAGAUUCAAAGAAAAAAUUGCAGCACUAAGACAGUAUUUAGGAUCUGAGAGGACUAUGCCUGUAAGACUAAACCCAGGGAGUAAAAACUUGGAUGUAUUAGACAAGAGACCAUUCACUUUGGGGUUUUCUACCUCAAUUUGCACCUUUAGCAGCCGGACUGACUUCUAUAAUGGCUCCAUGUGUGUUCAUGAAGGAGCAUCUGUACCAGCAGUGCCACUGAAUGCACCUGAAUGAACCAAUACAUGCUUUAAAACAACACAAAGAAUCCUGCUUCAGACAUGACGAGGGGCCGGACUGAUACAUAUUUACAUGUUAGUGUGUUAGUAGUCAAAAAUGCUACAAAAACGCAGAAGUGGACCAGCAGACGAGUGUUGAACUCUACCAUGCCUGAACAACCCAGGCCUCAUGUUUACAAGAAAACUGCUCACUCCUUCAUUCUCUUCAUAACACUAUGCAACGUCUGAGGCUGGUGAACGCAGCUCUGACUCUUCUGACGGGAGUUUGAAAGACACUUAAAGAUGCUUUAAUGAAGACUACGGUGAUGCAGGGAAGAGGGUGAAGAGCUGGAUGGAGCUGUCGGCCAUUUUUUAAGAUAAAUGUCUCUGAACUCUUCAUUUUAAUGUUUUUGUCAACCAUGAAAUCACAAGUGCCAAAGACGAUGAUGUUAACCAGUGCAUACGUUCAUUUACAUUCCUCAUACUGUGGAUUCAGCCUCAAGUGACCUGGUUUUAUGCUCUGAUCUGGUCUUGUAGCUCUUUUUUUAUGGCGCUUUAUUCUACUGUACUUAUCCAACAACAUCCUGGGAAAUCUUUUUGAAAACUUGGAAGUUAGCAUAAAAGGCAAGUAGCAGUGGGAAUUUGAAGAAAAUGAUUGAUAUUUGCCUCUCAAUCAAACUGCCAGGAAUCUACAUUGAAUAAAAUGCCAGCUUUCCUGUUUUGAACUACAUCACCCACAGAUUCAUGUGUGAACUUUAUAAUGAUGCUGUGUUUUAUUUAAUGUCAAAAGGUGGGAAUUCAGAAAGGGAAUUCAGAAAUAUCUUAAUCAUUUCACAGUUUCACAAAGGCCCCACGUCCUUUUUUUCACUGUUUUUCAACCUUGUCAAGGCUCAUCAAUCAGGGAAGGAGGAUUCGAAGACAGUUUUUCAGUACACUCACUACUUGUAAAACUUGAACACUGCUGCACGACAAGAGAAAUUAACUCUAUAAAUACAGUCAGAUUCUGGCUUCAUUAGUAGAUUUUUGGCCACUUGGAAGCCGUUUAACUAGACACAAACAACCGUGGCACCCCAUUGAAUCUGCACUGGAAAAGACCCGUAAUUGUAAAAGUUUUGAGAUGCCUAACAACUAAAUCUUUCUGGCCACAUUGGCCCCUUUUUGGACUUAUUACAAAUAAUUAAGGCCUUUUUUCAUAACUUUAAAUAAGAUAUUCAUCUAGACUUGGUAAAUAUGGCUAAAAAUACAUGUAUUGAUAUUUCAAACUUGAAAAUAGACAGUUAAACUCUAAAUUUGAGGGUUUUUUUAGGGUUUGCAUGUAAAUGAAGAAAAGAAGGGGCCUAAGGAUAGAGCACUGAGGAACUCCACUGAAUAAAUUAGUUCUAGACAAGGCUGCCCAUGGGGUGGGGGGCAAAGGGGAGACUUUUCUGGGGCCCAGCCAAACAGGGUGCCCAUGGAGGUCAGAAAAAUCAUAGAGAAAAAUAUAUCUAGACCUUGAAGAUCGAAUGGAGAAAAGAAGGGGACCCAGGAUAGAUUUUUGAGGGACUCUACUAAAUUAAUUGGCUCUAUUAUUGUGUUGAAUAAGAAAGCGAGCAGUUCACUAAUUUCACAGAGCAUCACUUUUUAGUCCUCUUUGUCUCCUUUUCCCAGAUGUAAGCCAAAUAUUCAAACAUUUCUUGUUCCAUCUUUGUUCUCCACCACCUCUAGGGAAAAUGUUCUUGCUCUCUUGCCCAUGGAUGUUCCUAUUUUUGUCCAGCUAAUUGCCAUCUCUGCCUGUACAAUGUUUUAGAUGCAUGUUAAGUGUACUCCACAGUAGCCAUGAAUCUUUUUAUUUUAUUCACUCUGCAAUCAAUUUCCAGUAGUUUUUUCAACAUCUUGACUUAAUUUAUCUCGUAUCCACAUAGUCACAAAAGCACAAAACAAACGCAGAAAUAGAUACAACUUUUCUCUUUAGUUUAGGCAACGGCAGCAGGGCAUGUUGUAGCCUGGUCGCUAGAACAUGAUCCAGUGACCAUGAGAAAACCAGCUUUGUUAGACAGAAAAAUAAGUCUAUAUCUCUGGGAAACAACAGGAACUGAAUCACUUAUAUGUAAUAUAUUGUAUGGAUGCACAUCUGCUUAGGGCUUCUAUCAUACCUUUGAUUUUCAAAGCUUUUUUAGUGAAAAUAGUAGUGCAGAACAUAUUUUAACAACACUGAGAAUAACCAAAGCAGUAAAUGUUGCAUGAUACAAAAUUAGAAGCUGCUAUAAAUAACUCAAUAGUAUGUCAAUUUGUUUGCAGCCUCUCUGCUUUUCUCAUGUGGCCAAAAAAGUCAGAUAUUUGUUGCAGCAGUUCCCCAAUAAUACAUGGUAUUGAAAAUGCAUGCCAAUUCAAAGAGUCAGGAAUAGUAGCAUCAACCUGAUGUUGGGAAUUUGCAUUCUGUAAACCUGUGUUUGCUCUUGGAUUUCCGUUUUUCCGACAUUUCUUAAACACAGCAUCAUUAUUCGUCAGUGUCUUCCUCUUUGGUCUGUAAAAUGAUGUGCAUGAUGUUUUUCUGUGCAAUAUAUUUGACCUUGAGACGAUGGGUGCAGCAUGACAGCAGCUCUUUGCCAUUAGAAUCAUUUACAGAUAAAAGCAUGAAUCCUGCAAGCUGAGCGGUUGCCUUUAAAAGCCAUGAACGUUAUCAAAGCUAAACUCUGUGCCUGUCUCUAAGCUGUGUGUCUGCAAGAUACACUUCUUUACGGUUAAUGUUUAUGGAUGAUGGGACCUUAAAUGUGCUCUUUUUUUAUUCUUCUCUACCUCUCUGUGUUUCUACCUCCAGCUCCAGUCCACGUUUUUAAUCUUUGAGAUGAAUUUAGGGCAUGAAAAAUCUGGAAAAUUUGCAGCGAUGCCAAAAACGAACCAUGUAAAGUUGUAUUAGAAAUUAUAUAAAACACUCUGGUGUCUAAUACAAGUCCGUUUAUUAGAAAGCAAGACGGACAACAAAAAGAUGAAUUCAGCCCUUUGAGGAGGACGUUACUAAGCUGAUAAAGUGGAUUUUGGAUGUUACUGGUUGAGGGAACUUUUUGUGCGUCAAAUGUUUGAACCAAAAAUGUGAAAAUGGAUGUUUUUGAUAGUUUGAUAGCUGCAGAAAGAAGAGGAUUAUAAAAACACAUUAAAUAUGCAUUUGACCUGAUGUUAAUGGGCCUUAAAAGUAAAAAAAAGAAUCUGCUUCAUUUUCCUCCAUCCUGGGCUGCAGAGGUUAAGAAACACUGCCCUUUUCUUUUUUCUGUCUGGCUUGAAUCACUGUGUCUCUGUAUGAAAAUGCACUAUUUGCACAGACUGUUGUUUCCUCAUGGUUACUUCUUAUUGAUCUUCAGUAUGAUGUCAUGUGAAGCUUAAUUGUGAAAUGAUGGAAUGAAUAAAUGAUG